This is a messenger RNA of Oncorhynchus kisutch (coho salmon), 2240 nucleotides long. RefSeq names its product IQ motif containing K (gene iqck). NCBI's taxonomy places the organism in Eukaryota, Metazoa, Chordata, Actinopteri, Salmoniformes, Salmonidae. The transcript has 9 exons. Bases 997 to 2076 code for a protein of 359 amino acids. Gene Ontology annotation, molecular function: protein binding. The record is from RefSeq and is a predicted model, not a curated record.
UGACUGUCUGCAGGUUUUCGCUCCUCCCUUGUACUUGAUUGAUGAGUUAAGCUUACUAAUUACUAAAGAACUCCCCUCACUUGGUUGUCUAGGGCUUAAUUGAAAGGAAUAAACAAAAACCUGCAGACAAUAGGCCCUCCAUGGAAUGAGUUUGACACCCCUGCAUUAGAUGGUGAAUGCUCUUAGGAUAAGAGCUCGCUAUAGGGCAGGGGUGCUUAACUGACCCUAUGAGGUCCAGAGCCUGCUGGUUUUCUGUUCUACCUUAUCAUUAAUUGCACACACCCAGUGACCCAGGUCUAAAUCAGUCCCUGAUGGGAUAAAAACGCAGAGGAAGUGGCUUUGAAGUCCAGAGUUAAGUUUGAGGGCUUUUCUUCUAAUCACAAUUGUUGGGUGUAUUAUAAGCUUAUAAUACACCACAUUAAUCGUAAUUCAAACUGUCUUUGAUAUAACCAAGUUAUUAUAAGCUUCAUUGGUCAAAAUACAGAGUAGUAGAUCAUAUGUAGGAAUGAAUGAGUUUUAUUAAUGCCACGGGCAUGUCCCAAUUCAAUCUGUUUAGCGUUGGACUCUACUGCAAGUAGGGUAGUGUUGAAAAAUACAAUUUAAUGGACGGUGCACCGUGCUGCCUUUGUUGACAACAUGACUGAGCGGCUCAGAUUACUGAUUGAUUUGAGAUGGCGCGCCUCCCUCCCCGCUUUCGCCCGAUUAUGAUUCAACCUGAGCCAGCGUAAUACAACUCCCUCUUGGAGCUGCUGCCCUCCAGUGGCUGACGUGGGAUAUUUUUUUUUAGGAAAAGCUCCUGCGUGUUUGCCAUUGGUUUCUUUUAGAGACUUGUUGUGCCGUUAUACGUAUUUUCUAAUGGUGUUUAAAAUUAGUUUUUUUUCUGGCUAAGAGAAAUGUGUUAAUCAAAAAUAUUAUUCGUAUUUAUUUUUAAACCGGAAGUACGAAGAUACGUUUUUCCUUGACAACCAGCGACGCGUUCUUAGCAACUGCUUCAGAAUGGCAAAAAUAAUUGGUGCUAAGAAAUCAUUGUGGCAACAAGUCUGUGAAGAAUAUGAGUCGGAGCAGCCCAGUCCACCCAGCGCUGCUUGGACAGACAGUGGUUCAGUGAGCACUCAUGUCUCCCAGUACAGCGCCAGCAAGCACUCUCCUGUCUUCUAUGGUCUCAUGGCAGCUAAGGUUGCUGUGGAUGAUGAUCCUGUGAAGCAUGUUGACCCUCUACUGAGCCACCCUGCCCUUGCUGGAUACUCUGCCUUGGACAAACCUCCAUCCUCCUGUCACAGACAGCCUCUGACCACACACCCUGCAUCCACUCCCCAGCUCUAUCAACGCCCAAUCACCCAGUUCCUGGAGGGGUCCGUGUUCCCAGUGCUACUGCCUGGACUGGAGGCCAUGCUGAGAGAGGCCCAGAGACAACACUGCCUGGAUAGGAAAAGAACAGCAUUCAACGCUUGUGACUUCCUAACUGAGUGGCUGUACAAUCGGAACCCCCGCCGGCAGGGACAGGCCCCUGUGGACUUCCAUGAGAUCCCAUUUGUCAAGGACUGGCUCAGGAUACAUCCCAGGCCUCCCAUCCCUCUCUCCCUACUGCUGUCAGACCAGCACGCUGCUGUUCUCAUCCAGUCCUUCUGGCGGGGCUAUACUGUGCGGGCCCGUGCAGAUGUGCAGGAGCUGCGCCAGUGGCAGAGGGAGCUUAGAGAGGAUAACCGUGACAUCACCAAAACAGUCCAAGAAUUCUGGGCUCACCAGGAGAGCCGGGUGAGCUCGGCCCUCAAUGACCUCAGGGGGGACUCCACCACCCCUCAGACCCCUCAGCCCGGCGGUGGGUACUCCAACUCAGACGUAUCCAUCCAGGUGGUCUCCCCCACCCCGCAAAGCACCGUGUUCCACACCCCCACCUCCCAGAUGAGUCCUGAGAGCACCGAGUCGCUGACCCCCAGCCUGCAGGGAGUAGAGGACCUGACCAGGGAGGAGAGGACACUAACUGACUCAUUGACCCUGCCCGAGGCUGCUGAUGCUGCCGUCACUGCUUUAGCCACUGCUAUGGAUACCUUUUCCCCAUCCUUAGGUAGCCACUGAAAGGCCAUAGAGGCUGAGGCCAUGUGUGUCCCAAAUGGCACCCUAUUCCCUAUACCCAGAGCUGCCCAAUCCUGGUCCUAGAGGGCUGAAAUAUAGUGGCUUGCAAAAGUAUUCACCCCCUUGGCAUUUUUCCUAUUUUGUUGCCUUACAACCUGGAAUUUAAA